Messenger RNA from Schistosoma turkestanicum, 2205 nucleotides. NCBI's taxonomy places the organism in Eukaryota, Metazoa, Platyhelminthes, Trematoda, Strigeidida, Schistosomatidae. The record is from the annotation of a GenBank genome assembly.
AUGCAAACAAACGAAUGUAUUAAUCGUAGUGCUGGUGAAGAAGACAAUUCAUUUACAGGGAGUGGGACGGACAUAUUAGAUUUCUUAAACACAUCUGAUACAGAGAAUGAUGAUUUAAAAGAUAUUAUUGGAAAUGAUCUGAAUAAAAGUAACGAAGAAGAUCCGUGCAAUGAAGAAGCAUCCUCACUAACACUUUCCAUAACAAAUGUGGUUGUUAUGGCUAGCCUUCAGUGUCAUUUACGAUUAAAAGAAAUAGCUAGAACUAGUGUUAAUGUAGAAUAUAAAGCUCUUCAGAAUCACGUUAUAAUGCGUUUGCGAUCGCCUUACACAGUGGCGACAAUCUGGUCUAGCGGGAAAAUCUGGUGUACUGGAGCUAAUUCGCUUACUAAAGCAAAAAUUGGCGCUAGGCGAAUCGCUAGACGAAUAGAAAAAUGCGGAUUCCCUUGUCAUUUUAGUAAAUAUCGUGUGGUCAAUAUCAUGGCUACUUGUAAAUUACCAUUUGGUGUCAGAUUAGAAGAAUUAGUCAAAGAAAGACCGAUGCAAAUGAGUUACGAACCUGAACUAGCUCCUGGUCUCACUUUUAAAACUGAUCCUAAUUCAAGUACCUCUCUUAAACUUUUUUCAACAGGACGAAUUGUUAUUAUGGGUUCCAGUUUAGAUUCAAUCAGUUCACUAGUUGAAGAACUAGUUCCAGUAGCUGCAUUACAUCAAACAGAUGAACUAGUUCCAGAUACAAAUGAUAUUCAAGAACGUGAUGAAGCUCAAGUGGUUUUGAAAGCAGCACGAUACAUGAAUAUACUGCCAAAUGAUGAUGGUUUCAGUAGAUUAGUUUAUGACAUAGAUGAUGAUGAAUGUGAAAAUAGCGAUGAAAGUGAUUUUUAUGAAGAUAUUGGUGGUGGUGGUGGUGUCCAACAUGGCUUUUCUACAGAUGAUUCAACUGAUAGUGGGGCUUCUAUUGAUAGUGGUGGUGUAAGUACUAAAAUAAAGCGCAGAAUUAAAAAGAACAAUCGUUUAACUACUGUUGUGGAUAAUACAAUUUCUUUGCAUUCUAAUGAUCCACGUUAUUUGUCAAAUUCUAGAGCUACCAGUUUAGCUUUCUCUAAGCAUUCCGUUGGAAAUAUUGAAUCUGUUAAAGGUUUCAUAGCAACAGAAGGAGAAGUAAGACGUCAACGUGAACUAACACUUCAAAAGACAACUCAAAGUAAUGCACGAACAGAGGUUCGUUCGAAUUUUUCUCAAGAUGAUCCUACAUGGUCGCGUAAAGCUGUUGCAUCAGGAUCAACAAAACGUGCUUGUGUAGUCACUUAUUCUGGAACGGAAGAUAGUGAAUCUCAAGAUUUGUAUAAUACUGUUGAACUUCGUAGUCAAGGUUACACUCAAUCUAGUGUUUCAUUGAGUGAACAGCAGCAACAACAACACCAGCAACAGGUGAGAAUUAUUCAUGCACCUCCUUUAAUGCCGUUGAACUCGACAUAUCCUUCUGUACAAAUGUCUACCGUAAUGACUCCAGUUAAUACUGUCUCCAAUUCCCUACAAUAUGUAUUAAUUAAACCUUCUUUAAGUAUGAGUCAAACCGUGCACAACAAUGAAAUGCUAACUAAUCAACAAGUUCUCAGUUAUACUACACCGUGUACAACACCCAUACAAACAACUCCUAUUGUACAAUUAUCUGUACCAUUAUCAAAUAAUAUGGACGGUCAAAAUCUAAUGACAACAACCACAUCAAUAACAGCAAAUACAAUACCAUCGACUACUGUUGUUGCUACUUCUACUGUUUAUCCUGUCCGUCUGUCCAAUAAUAUUUCACCUAAUUACCUAUCAUCAGUAAAUGAUAACAAGAUGAUGACCUUAGCUACUGGUACUCCUUCUAAUACGUAUACAAAUCAUUUAAUAAGCUUUCCAAAUACAACUGAAAUGUUUUCAAAUGUUUAUCAAGUUGGUCCAAAUUCAAUUGUAUCUGGCCAAACUGCUCCACUUGUCUUUGGCUCUUCUUUGCUCACUUCACUUCAGCCCACAAAUAAUGUUCUCCAUCCUCAGAUACAUGUACAUGCCCCAAGUAUUCUACCUGGUUCAACAAAUGCUUUUGUUGGCAAUUUCCCUCCAGGUAUUACUUAUAAGACAUCACCUGUACAAACUGUGGGUAGUGUAACCUCGAUUCCUUUCAAUCCAACGUUUGCUUACCAACAUCCUGGAGGUUUUCAUUGA